This is a messenger RNA of Besnoitia besnoiti, 756 nucleotides long. RefSeq lists its product as uncharacterized. NCBI's taxonomy places the organism in Eukaryota, Apicomplexa, Conoidasida, Eucoccidiorida, Sarcocystidae. The record is from RefSeq and is a predicted model, not a curated record. Gene Ontology annotation, cellular component: Sec62/Sec63 complex. The transcript has a single exon. The coding region runs from base 1 to 756 and encodes 251 amino acids. Gene Ontology annotation, biological process: post-translational protein targeting to membrane, translocation.
AUGGAGGGAGCGCUGGAUAGCUCGCUGAGUGGCUGGUUGAUUUUCGGGCUCAUGGCGUUGAUCGCCAUUGUAGGGGCUCUACGUCUGUGGCUGCAAGAGCGGCGAGGCUCUCGGGAGAAGGCCUCGUUUUUCAAGCAAGCUGAAGACGUCCUGUCCUUCCCGGAGCCAACCGAAGCGAUCAAUGAGUACGAAGUGGCGCGCGAGGAUGCGUUUGACGACAUGGUGAAGGAAGGUAAGGCGGAUAAGGACGCCGAGGACCUUCCAGAGGGCGCGCUCCCUGAGACCAGUUGGCUGCGCCGGAUCUCUGCUGACCACAAGAAGAAACUGAAGCUGCUUCUUCUGCGCAGGGCGCUCGCGAACGUGCCACGCUGGGCGGGGCUCUCCCAGGAAAUCAACGCCAAGUUCCGGCUGUAUCGCCACGGCCUGCUCAGCGAAGAGACCUGGUCAAGCUUCGCGCGGGCGCAGGACUCGCUGCAGGCAGAACUCGACUACUUGCGCCUGGAGGCAGAGUGCCUCGAGCCGCAGUGGGGUGACCGCGUGCUGAAGGACGCCAUGCUGCUGUACCGGCUGCAGCAGACCAAAGAAGCCCAGCAGAAGGAACAGGAGCAAGAGGCGAAGAAGCGCGCCGCGAUGCAGAAGCAAGAGCUGAUCGUGCAGCAGCAGAAGAAGGACGCCAUGGAGAGGAAGGCGGAGAAACGCGCAGACUCCCUUAUCAAAGAGGAAGAAGGAAAGCAGAAGAAGAAAGCGUCUCGAUAA